UCGCCUGGUCCAUAACAAUUUCCCUGCCCUGGUCCCUGAGAAUUAUCUGUACGCGUAGCAGGGAGGCCUUGACGAGGUAUCCUAGAACAUGAAGAAAUCUGUAUCCUCCCCACACGCUCGCCUAGGACUGCCUCCUCCCCUCUAUCUCGUGUUUGAAUAGAAGUUAGCUCUUAAGAGGAGCCAGCGCACAGGACACCAGAGCCCAACCCCGAACGUUUAGCUAAACGUCUCAACCUCCCGACUUCCGCUUCCGGUUUCUGGGCUCUGCUGGCUGCCUUCGCUAUGGAAGAACCCGAGAUGCAGCUGAAGGGAAAGAAAGUCACAGACAAGUUCACCGAGAGUGUCUAUGUCCUUGCCAACGAGCCAUCAGUGGCCCUGUACCGGCUACAGGAACAUGUGCGACGUUCACUGCCAGAGCUGGCCCAGCACAAGGCUGACAUGCAGAGGUGGGAAGAGCAGAGCCAGGGCGCCAUAUACACCGUGGAGUACGCCUGCAGUGCUGUGAAGAGCUUGGUGGACAGCAGCGUGUACUUCCGUAGUGUGGAAGGCCUGCUCAAACAGGCCAUCAGUAUCCGGGACCACAUGAACACCAGCGCCCAGAGCCACAGCCAGGAAAAACUGUCCCCUCCUCCUUCCCUGGCCUGACCCUGACCCUGGAAGACUCAGGGCUACCUGCCCAGGCACCGGAGUCACUCUGGCCUUCUGCCCCUCACCCCUGUCUCCCAGUCCUGGCAGAAGACGUUCCUUGGACACCACACUGAGGACUCACCAAGAAGUGAAGACCUAGCAAGUGGCCAGUGCUUGCUGCCUACUGAAUCUGCCAUAAUUGUCUACCUUGGUCAUAAAUUGGGGUCACUCUUCCAGGAGUAUCUUUGUGCGCUGAAUACACUGAUUGUCCAGAA
Molecule: messenger RNA, 902 nt
Organism: Mus pahari (shrew mouse)
Lineage: Eukaryota; Metazoa; Chordata; Mammalia; Rodentia; Muridae
Gene: Borcs8
Product: BLOC-1 related complex subunit 8
Exons: 6
Coding region: 283-645 (120 amino acids)
Cellular component (GO): BORC complex
Source: RefSeq, a predicted model, not a curated record